Messenger RNA from Carica papaya (papaya), 1403 nucleotides. Lineage: Eukaryota; Viridiplantae; Streptophyta; Magnoliopsida; Brassicales; Caricaceae. The record is from RefSeq and is a predicted model, not a curated record.
UACUGCAUUUUUUUGUUGAAUUCUCCAUUCAUUUCCUUGCAUCACCUCUGCUUGGAAGUUCUUUUUUUUUUUUGAAUUUCUGUUAAGGUAAAAUCACGGCUAGAGAUAUACAAAAGAAAUGCAGCAGCAGUCUUAUCUACAUACUCAAACGUAAUGAAGAAGAUUGAUGGGAACCGGGCCAAAGAGGCAGUUUUCAAAGAAAUAGAAUCUUUGCUCUUGCAGGUGCAGAAAAAUAAAAUAAAAAGGUCAUAUGAAGCAUCUUCCAGUCAUGUUGAGUGGAGAGGAAUUCCCACUAGAUUGAAUAAUAUUCCUCAUUCUCGAGAAAUUAGGAGCUAUUUCUAUGAUGAUGUGCUACAAGCUACUAAGAGAGCUGUAAAUGAUGGAAGAACUCGAUUGAAGGUUAGAUGUUACUAUUUUGUUUAUUAAAGUUGAAGAGAGGGUUAACUUGGCAUAGAAUCUGAAGGUAUUUUAUUGUUACCAAUUAAUCCUGUACAUGUACGCUGGUCCCUUGAUAUGCAUUCAUGUGAUUAUUCUAAUUUUUAACAAAAUGCAUAUUAUUCCCUUUACAUAUAAUGUGCGAAACAAUGAAACUCCAUAUACAUAUAUGAUGAAGACAUAAAACGACUAUUACCAAGGAAAAAGAAACUGGAAUUUUUCAUCCCAUGCGGAAAUGUAGAACAGACAAGUCUUGUUUGUUAGAGUAAGCUGAUUCUGUUAUUUGAUAAAACAAGGGACUUAAUAGCAUGGAUAAUUAAUGAAGGAGUUUUUCCUUUCUUGGCUGGGUUAUUAUACCAUGAGAAGUAGCUUUCUUCCAUUUGUUAGAUCCUUCUAUCCUGAGUGAAGGCAAAUGCAAUCCUUUGCACCAGCUAAGUUAGCUGGCAUUCAGUACGUUGUCCCAUUUUUUCUUCUUCCUUUCUGGCCGAUAUAUGGUGCAACUUAUGCCUGCAGGUGAACAGUCCUUAGGCACAUAUUAACUAAUUACUUGUCUACAGUGACUGACUGAAACAGAACUUAAUAGGUUAGUAUGCUUCCUGAAUGCUGUCAUUUUCUGGUAACAGAGGUAGCUAGAGGGAGGGAGUUUGGUAAAUGAUAAAACAAAAAGUUUGAUUACAAAACUGUUAAAAAAAAGAAAAUAGUAAAAGAAAAAGGAGGCAAUGAAUGUUAAUUAGAAAUCAGACAACCAAAUAAAAGUACUAAACUGAAAGAAACAUGAAAAAUGGGAAAGAGAAAGAGAACAGUCAAAAAAGUGAAAUGGAAAAUUUCGAAGAAAAUGAGAAAGAAGUGAACAAUUGGAAUGGCGUGUAUCUGUGAUGAUAUAAAAAAAAGUGAGCAAAUGAUAGAAAAAAACCAAUCAAUGGCAAUGUUACCGUUAGUGAAGCCCUGACUUUCUCUGAAAUAAAGGC